Odobenus rosmarus divergens (Pacific walrus) is the source of this 1209-nucleotide messenger RNA. It is a transcript of the gene TLX2, whose product is annotated as T-cell leukemia homeobox 2. Gene Ontology annotation, molecular function: RNA polymerase II cis-regulatory region sequence-specific DNA binding; DNA-binding transcription factor activity, RNA polymerase II-specific. Gene Ontology annotation, cellular component: nucleus. Gene Ontology annotation, biological process: animal organ development; regulation of transcription by RNA polymerase II. The transcript has 3 exons. The record is from RefSeq and is a predicted model, not a curated record. Lineage: Eukaryota; Metazoa; Chordata; Mammalia; Carnivora; Odobenidae. Bases 335 to 1189 code for a protein of 284 amino acids.
GCCAACCCUCUCCACCCCGGACUCGGGCAGAGGCCCCGGCAGCCCAGCGUCCAUCUGCGCCUCAGGGACAGCAAGGGCGCUCCUGGGGCCCCCGCCGGUCGCGCUCCCCCGGGAUGCGAGUCCCUGCGCCGACGCCCGGCAGAGGCCGGCACGGGCGCGGCUACUCCCCGUGCACAGGGAUGAAGCUGUCCCGGGGGCCCCGGCGACCCGCAGCGGCCAGCCCCGCGGGCCCCUGAGGCCGCCGCCCCGAACCCUCCGCUACUGGGCUCCCAGAGUUGCCUGGGGCGCCCUCCCCAACCGCCAAACCUCCUGUGGUCCUCCUUGACCCGGACCCAUGGAGCCGGCGGUCCUGGCCUCGCACAACCUCCCUCACCACGAGCCAAUCAGCUUUGGCAUCGAUCAGAUUCUGAGCUGCCCGGAACCCCCCGGGAGCGGCCUAGGCCCCGGUCGCUCAGGCCAGGGCCAUGGGGAGAGUGCGGCGUUCUCGGGUGGAUUUCACGGAACCUCAAGCUACGGUCCCGCGGGUUCGCUGGCCCCGCUACCUGGCAGCUCCGGCAUGGGCCCAGGCGGCGUGAUCCGCGUCCCGGCGCAUCGUCCAAUGCCAGUGCCGCCGCCCGCGGGAGGCGCGCCGGCAGUGCCUGGACCCUCUGGCUUGGGCGGAGCCGGGGGCCUAGCGGGACUCACCUUCCCUUGGAUGGACAGCGGCCGCCGCUUUGCCAAGGACCGGCUCACGGCUGCACUCUCGCCCUUCUCCGGGACGCGCCGCAUAGGCCACCCCUACCAAAACCGGACCCCCCCGAAGCGGAAGAAGCCGCGCACGUCCUUCUCCCGCUCGCAGGUGCUGGAGCUGGAGCGGCGCUUCCUGCGCCAGAAGUACUUGGCCUCGGCCGAGAGGGCAGCGCUGGCCAAGGCCCUGCGCAUGACCGACGCCCAGGUCAAGACUUGGUUCCAGAACCGGCGCACCAAGUGGCGGCGCCAGACGGCGGAGGAGCGCGAGGCGGAGCGGCACCGCGCGGGCCGGCUGCUCCUGCACCUGCAGCAGGAUGCCCUACCACGGCCUCUGCGGCCGCCGCUGCCCCCGGACCCGCUCUGCCUGCACAACUCGUCGCUCUUCGCGCUGCAGAACCUGCAGCCUUGGGCCGAGGACAACAAGGUGGCUUCCGUGUCCGGGCUCGCCUCGGUGGUGUGAGCGACGCCUGCCCGACCGGC